Messenger RNA from Entelurus aequoreus (snake pipefish), 4835 nucleotides. RefSeq names its product KH domain-containing, RNA-binding, signal transduction-associated protein 3-like. Gene Ontology annotation, molecular function: mRNA binding. The record is from RefSeq and is a predicted model, not a curated record. NCBI's taxonomy places the organism in Eukaryota, Metazoa, Chordata, Actinopteri, Syngnathiformes, Syngnathidae. The coding region runs from base 217 to 1263 and encodes 348 amino acids. Gene Ontology annotation, cellular component: nucleus. The transcript is spliced from 10 exons. Gene Ontology annotation, biological process: regulation of alternative mRNA splicing, via spliceosome.
GCCCCCACUCCUCCAUGGACUCAGGCCGAUGGCAGCAUGUGCCAGGAUGAAGACCUGUUUCCUGUCACCUGGGACAUCCCAGCAGGAGAGUCCCUGGACCAAGACUGAAGACUGGAGUCUGGUCCUCUCAGGUGGACAUCCUGGCUGCGAGGCACAAAGUUUUCGCUUCCCCUCGAAGCGCACGUUGCUGGGAGAGCGAGCCGGGAGCAGGACGGGAUGGGCAGCAGCGACCAGUACUUGCCGGAGCUGCUGGCGGAGAAAAGCACGCUGCAGCCGGCUUUCCGGCACUCCAUGCGGCUUCUGGAGCAAGAGAUUGAAAAGGUGGAGAAGGACGAGGGCAAAGAGGACGAGAAGUUCAUCGACGUGGUCGUCAACAAGAACAUGAAACUGGGACAGAAAGUUCUCAUACCGGUCAAGCAGUUCCCCAAAUUUAACUUUGUGGGCAAACUUCUGGGACCACGUGGGAACUCGCUAAAGAGGCUGCAGGAGGACACGCUCACAAAGAUGUCCAUUCUAGGCAAAGGCUCCAUGAGAGACAAAGAAAAGGAAGAGGAACUGCGGCAGGGCGGCGAGGCCAAGUACCAUCACCUGAACGAGGACCUGCACGUCCUCAUCGAGGUGUUCGCGCCGCCGGCCGAGGCCUACGCCAGGAUGGGCCACGCUUUGGAGGAGAUCAAGAAGUUCCUCAUACCGGAUUACAACGAUGAGAUCAGGCAGGCGCAGCUGCAGGAGCUGACGUACCUGAACGGAGGCUCGGAGGACGCCAAGGUGCCGUCGGCGAGAGGAAAGUCGGCCCCCCGUGCAAGAGGGACCCCGGUCCCGGGACCCCCCAGGACCAGAGGAGGCGUGCCCCCCCUGCACGCCCCCGUGCCCAGAGGAGCGGCCCCCAGAGCCCCGCCCAGCCGCACGCCGUCUGCCAGGGGGAGGGGGGUGCAGAGGGCCAGAGGAGCCCCCCCCACCGCUGCCUACCGAACACCUCCUCCCAUAGUCCAGGACACCUAUGAUGACUAUGACUACGAUGACGGUUAUGGAACAGCCUAUGACGACCAGGGCUACGAGUCCUACGACAACAACUACACUCAUCAAGGACAGAACUCGGACGACUAUUAUGAAUACGGACACAGCGCAGAGUCGUACGAGUCGUAUGGUGGAGAGGACUGGUCCAAGGGUCGUGGAGAGGACUGGUCCAAGGGUCGUGGGAAGGCUGUGUCAGCGAGGACGAGCAAAGGAGCGUUCAGAGAGCAGCCGUACUCCCGCUACUGAUCACUGGCCAAGUAAUGCACUUUUCUAUGCAGCUUUUUGGAUCUCCAAGCUGCUAAAUCGUCAUAGAAGGACUUGGAAUGUUGACAUGAAAGUGCAUCGCCACAACAACAACUUGCUCUUUUACCAGAAUAAAGUUGGAAUUUGACACUAAAGUUGGAAUCCAAAAAGUUGCAUCGCUUUAACGACCACAAGAUUAUUUUUUCCUCCUUAACCGCGCUGAAAUAUUCAUUAGAAUGACCAUUAAUUACAAUGACCAUUAAUUACAAUGACCAUUAAUUACAAUGACCAUUAAUUAUGACCAUUUCUUUUCACAUAGCAUCUUUUCCUCUCACCACCUUUUUUCUCAUUCUCUUUGGGAGGAUUUUAAGCAUAAAAUUCCAACUUUUUCCCCAUUGAACUGCAACUUUAAACUAAAACUUAGACUUUUUUCUCCAAAAAUGUAAACAUUCUCUUCAAAUGAUGUAAAGAGUACUUGGUACAUUUUUACUUAUUCUCGUUACAAAUUUCUGACAUAAUUUACACUAAAACAAGGACAAUUCUAUUAUUAAAUGUUGAUUAUUUCAAUAUCACUACUUAAUAUUUUUGAGUUUUUUAUUCUUCACUUUCAUAAAGUCACUUUAUUCUGCUAUCAUUAGGACGUGUUUGCCAAUUACCAACAUUUACUUGGGUCAAAGUCAAAAUGAUACAUUUUUCUCUUUAAGUAAAAAAUAUAUGUAUUUUUUUCACUUAAAAUUCUGACUAUUAUAUUAACCAUCUUUUUUUUUUCCUAAUGAAAUUUCAACUUAAUUUUCUUUUUAUCGUAAAAUUCCGACUUUUACAACUUUUUCCCCAUUGAACCUCAACUUUACUCUCAGCAUACAAUUGUGACUUUUUUCUCGUAAAAUGUAAAGAUUUUUCGAGUACAAAAGCUUCUCUUAAGAUGAUGUCAAUAGUACGUGAUACAUUUUUACUUAUUCUCAUUAUGUUACAUUUUUGCCAUUUCUGAAAUUAUUCACACUAAAACAAUUCUUGUACUUUUUUAUUAAAUGUUGAUUAUUUUAAUAUCAGUACUUAAUAAUUUUUGGACUUUUUUAUUCUUCCCUUUCAUAAAGUCACUUUAUUCUGCUAUCAUUAGGACUUUUUUGUCAAUUAACAACAUUUAUUUGGGUCAAAAUUAUACAUUUUUCUUUUUAAGUUAAAAAUGUAUGUAUUUUUUUCACUUAAAAUUCCAACUAUAAUAUUAACCAUCUUUUUUUUCCUAAUGAAAUUUCAACUUAAUUCUCAUAGUGCGGAUUUUUACCGUAAACUGCAACUGCAACUUGACUCUAAGAAUACACUCGCACUAAAACGGUUGAGACUUUUUUCUCCAAAAAUUAAAAAAUGUUUCCUCUCUUAAAAUGAUGUCAAUAGUACUUGAUACAUUUUUACUUAUUCUUGUUAGAAAUUUCUGAAAUAAUUUACACUAAAACAAGGACAAUUCUUGUACGACUUUUUUUUAUUAGAUUUUGAUUAAUUUAAUAUCACUUCUUCAUUUUUUUCCCUCUUAUUUUUUACUUUCAUAAAGUCACUUUUUUCUGGUAUCAUUAGGACUUUUUUGUCAAUUACCAAAAUCAUAUACUUGGGUAAAAGUCAAAAUGAUACAUUUUUAAAUUAAGUUAAAAAUAUAUGUAUUUUUUUCACUUAAAGUUACGAAAUUACAACUUAAUUCUCAUAGUGUGGAUUUUUAUCGUAAAAAAUUUUCACCACAAAUUAAAAUAUUGAUGCAUUUUUACUCAUUCAUUUUCUCCCAAAUUACUGACUUUAUUUACACGAAAAAAAGGACAAUUUUUGUAAAACGUUUUUUUUAUAAAAUGUUAAUUUUUCUUUCACUACUUGAUUUAUUUAUUUACUUCUGGGAAAAUGUUUUCCCUCUCAUAAAGUCACUUUAUUCCGGUAUCAUUAGGACUUUACUUUGUACAUUUUCAAUAGUAUUUAUUUUUGUAAAAGUCAAAAUGAAAAAUGUUUCUCUUGAACUUAAAAUUUUUAAAACAUUUUUUUUUCAUGGUAAAAUUCCGACAAUAAUAUUAUAACCUUUUUUUCCUAAUGAAAUGAUAACUUUAUUCUCGUAGUGUAAAUGUUCUGUUAAAAUCACACUAGCCAAACAUUUUACUCCGAGAUUAUAACUUACUCCAAAAAAAUAACUUGGAUAAUGUUUGGAAUAUGAUUUGACCUCUGAAAUCUGAAAUAUCGAUACCACAUCUUUAUGCUCUGAUAUCCAUUCUCAAAUCAAAAUAUGGAUACUUUUGAUACUUUACUUCAGGGGUGUCCAUACUUUUUCCACCAAGGGCCACAUAGUAAAAAGUCAAAGUACGCAGGUCCCCCUUUAUUGAUAUUUUGUUUAUUUUUAAAAAAAUGCUAAAAACAGAUAUUGUCAGCUUUGUUUUAUUUUUCAGCUUUUUCUCAUCACAUUCCCAUUAUUUUGAUAUUUUUGCUACACUUCUACUGUUGUUUUUUCCCCAUGUAAAAAAGAAUAAUAAUGUGUAACUGCAUAACUUAGUAGCCAAAAGUUCUGCCUGAACAAAAAUAUUCAUUACAUAUUUAACAGUGUUUAUUAUGGUUGUUUAAUUUGUCAAAUUCACAAGUUAGUAUUUAAUUUUUUUAAUGAACUAACUAAACAUUGUUUACAUGUUAAGUAUAUUUUUAGAAAUAAAAACUUUUUUUUUAACUUUCAGUAGACACUUUAGGUAUAUUGGGACAAAGUAUUUGGUAUCAGAUUGGUAUCACCGAUACCAGCCUGAACUGUACUCGGUAUCCGAUCGAAAAGAAAACGAUUAUGGUAAAUUAAUAUCGCAUCAAACCAACCAACUUAUUUUACGCCUAAAAUUCCAACUUUAUCCUGAAAAUAUCAGGACUGUUUCUGGUAAAAAAAAAUGCCAUUAUGGUACCUGAUAAAAUGAUUCUGCUAAUCUGAUAUUCCUUCCACUGCUCGCCCUUCUUCCUGAUAAUAAAACCCCAGGUAAAAUCAUCAUAAAUGAUAUGACUUCUUCUCCUGUUAGACUAUGUUGACGCCAAGGAAGAAUAUUUCCACGGCGAGUUAUCAAUACAAUGCCAGUACAGCUUCAUGUAUCCCCCCCCCUCCCCAAUAUCUCACUAAAGAUGUAAUAAUGGCUUAGUUCUAGGAUGUAGAUAUUUAUUUUAUUUAUUUGAAAGGAGUCACGGGUGUAAAAUGUGUCCCUUGUAAAGUAAAAAGUGUAUAAAUAUUGUAUUUCUGUCUCCUCCUUUCUUUUGUAUUGGUGUUAAAGGGCUUAUGGAAGCAUGGCGUGCAUUGUUGUUGUUGUUGUUGUUGUUUUAUUCGCUAAUUAUUGUGCUGCUAAAACAUCUCCUUUAAUAUAUUUAUAAAUAGGAACUGAAAAUGAAAAAAAUGGGCGUUUUUGUGAUUUUUUUUUUCUUUUUUUCACGGUUUAAUAAUUCCUUUUUGACAUUUUCGCCUCGACUUUUUGUCAAAGCUAAAUGUGCUCAGAUGCUUGUGAAUACGCUGGACUUGUUCAGGUUACUUUCAGCUUAUAUAAGCCCUUUAAUAUUCCCCUCUUGUCCAUGCUGAAUAAACAUUUUGA